AUGGGUACAAUACAGUAUGAAUCAGAUGCCUGGGAUCAGACAGAAAGAGAUGAUGCUGAUGGUGAGCAAGACAUAGAACCAUCAGAUGUGGGGGAAAGGGAGGAAGAAAGGUUUGAAGUGGAAGAGUUGGAGAUCCUUGGGCACCAAUGCCAGGAAUGGAGGCAAGCAGGGAAGAAGAAGAAGCCUGCAGUUCUGCUAUCCAUAUGGGAGGAGAUGCAGCGAUUGGACAGGAACAAGGAGUUGAGAGGGAGCAAAGUCCAGAUGAAGUGCAAGGCAGUGGUCCACAAAUUGUACCAAGAGCAAAUACAGGAGAAGCUUGCAAAAAUGAAAGUAGAAGAAGGCAAUACCCAUGGAAGCAAGCAGAUCCAACAGUAUCAGAAUGCAUUGAUGGCUUUUAUUCAGGAUGACCUGACAGAGGAACAAUUGGCUGCAGCUGAAGAUAUAGCAGAAAGGUGGAAUGGGUGGGAAGGCCCCAUGCCAGAGACAAAAGAAUGCAGCCAAGUAUGGGUACAAGUAUGUCUGAAACUCUGUGAUGGAGAUGUGGAGGUAUUGCAGAAUGUGCAUAAUGGGAUCCCCUUCAAUGAUGUCUGCACACUGGAAGGAAGCUGGCAAGAGUACCUUGGGGAGACAUUUGAGGAACCAGGAACACCACCCAAGCAUGAUGGUGAGUCAAGUCCUGAACAUGCUCAGAAAAAGACAGUGGCCAAAGCAACAAGGACUGGCAAGGUUGACUCUGUGAAAUUGGUGAAAAAUGCCAAUGGAGAGAUUUGGAUAGGAGAAAUCGCAGGCCUUAGCCAGGACCAACUUCAAAAAAUGGUUCGCAGAUUUGUGACUGCUCACUACUGUGAGUGGCCAGAGAUUUACCUUCAACUGCAACCCAAGUCACAUGUGGAUGACAACAGCUACCCAGCCACUGUCCUUUUGGUGCAAAAAUGGAUCAAUCAAUCUGGCAAGCUGCAGCCACCAGUGGAUAGAACUUUGGCACCCCUCCAGGUUGUGAGGCAGUGGAAAUACCAAAAGACACCUGCCCCCAAAUGCAAAAAGAAUCCCAGAAGGAAAAAUGUCAAGGGCAAGGGUAAAGUGCAGGAAGAGGGAGUGGCAUAUGAUAGUGUGGAUGAUAGCAUGGACAACAGCACAGAUGACAGUUUGGAUGACCACAGCAAGGCUGAGGUGAGCAAUGUUGGAACAGAUGGUCCCUCUGCUAAAAAGGUAUCUGGCAGGAGGCAAAACUGUGCCAAGACACCAUUCCCUUCUCAUUCCCACUCAAAUCCCCCACCAGCUGAUGGUUCCCAUAGUGAAUGGCUCUCUGCACCUCCAGCCCAUGCAAAGACCCCAGUGCAUCGUCCACAAAAUAAAGUGCUAACUGACUAUAAUGGGCAGGAAAGCAAUGGCCAUGCUUCCGAUGAUGAAGCUGAUGAAGACACUUAUUUGCCCACCCUAUCCAAUUCAAAGAAAACAGCAACAUCCUUGAAUACAAACCCUGAUCUGCACUCAGGGAAUGAGUACACAACUGAACUACAGGACCACUCAGAAUACACAGAUGAAGAUGGAUUGGAGAGCAUUCCUUUCACUGACCACCCAACUGAGGAGGGGUCAACAAGCAGAAAAAAUGGUGGAAAGCUGAAAUCUGCCCUGAAGCGCACACACCAGGCAAGUUUGGCUCUGUCAGAAUCUAGUGAGCCAGACGUGAAUCGACAUCAACCUGGGGCCAAAUACUUGUCCAAGUCCAAACAUAAUGGAUCUGUGACCACCAAUGCAGCAUCUGCAAAUGUGAAACAGGGCAUCCCUGGGGGCACCUGGAAGUCACCUUGUGUCAGAAAGGCCCCUGCAAGGCCAGAUGCAGAUGUUCCAUCCCCUGAUGCAAAGAGAUCACACAAGCAAACAGGCAGCAAUCAGAAGUGGAAGUAG
This is a messenger RNA of Pisolithus orientalis, 1908 nucleotides long. RefSeq lists its product as uncharacterized. The coding region runs from base 1 to 1908 and encodes 635 amino acids. The record is from RefSeq and is a predicted model, not a curated record. Lineage: Eukaryota; Fungi; Basidiomycota; Agaricomycetes; Boletales; Pisolithaceae. The transcript is spliced from 9 exons.